UUGUUUUUUUUUGAAAGGUCCGUAUUAGUUACAUGCUGAAAAAAUUAACCCGUUUCUGAUAUCAGUAUACGUUCUCAAAUAAAAUACGACCCACCCACACAAUUCACCAAGCCCUUUCUUCAAAUUCAACUUCCUUGUUUUCCAAUCCCUUUUAUUUAUACCAAUUAACAAUUAUAAUUAUUAUUCAAUUGGAGUAAAAAUAAUAGUGGAAUGGAAUCAGCAGUAAAAAAAGAAGCUGUAAUAACACCAGAAGAUGUAUUGGAAUCUUUGAUGAAUGAUGGAACUAUUGAUACCCUCAGAUUAAAAAUCAUUAAUCAGCUCAAAGCCAAUGAAGAUUUAAAGAGUACUACUAUAAAAAUGGUAGAGCAGAGUAAGGUUCUCAACACACCAGGGGCAGAGAAACAAACCAAAAGGGAACUGUUUGAUGCUCUACGGCAAGAACUUGAAACACCUGUGCUUGAAAAGGCGUCUAAAUCAGUUUGGGAGUUGAUUUUAGACAGUAAUGGAUUGGGGAGAGAAAUAAAUGAAACAGUUGAAAAAGUGUUUUGUAGGCUAAGUGGUAGAGAGCCUCCAUUGUUUUCUUCUAAUGGUGAAUUGCAAUCAGAAAAAGGAAAAGAGAAAGUGGUUGAACAAAGCAUAGGAAAAGAAAUGGAAAAGGAUAACGUUGACUCAGGAUCAAAGAAAAGGAAGUUGGAGGAGGCAUUGAAUAUUAAAGAUUCUGCAGAAGAAGAUGCAAGCUGAUUGACAGAUGUUUUAGAGUGCUACUCAUCAAAUAUAUUAACCCAAGAGCAGAAAUCUGGAUGGCCUUGAUGUGGCUGCAGGCAAGAUCCGGUGGUGGUGGUGGUGAUGAUGACCAUUCGGAUUCUGGUAUGUGAAUGGUGACAGGGUACUUUUCUUAGGUGUAGACAGGCCAGGUUUCUAACUUUAAACUUUAUGACGACACUCUUAAAUAUCGUCAUGUUUUACAAUUUGCUAGAAAAAAGUAGUCAUGAAACAUUGUAUGUUCUUGAACUCUUCGUAGGCGAAACUAAUUAAUCGCAUCCUUGUUGAAA
Messenger RNA from Erigeron canadensis, 1052 nucleotides. RefSeq lists its product as uncharacterized. Lineage: Eukaryota; Viridiplantae; Streptophyta; Magnoliopsida; Asterales; Asteraceae. Bases 211 to 741 code for a protein of 176 amino acids. The record is from RefSeq and is a predicted model, not a curated record. The transcript is spliced from 4 exons.